Molecule: messenger RNA, 905 nt
Organism: Malus domestica (apple)
Lineage: Eukaryota; Viridiplantae; Streptophyta; Magnoliopsida; Rosales; Rosaceae
Product: universal stress protein PHOS32
Source: RefSeq, a predicted model, not a curated record
CAAAGUCUCCUGCCUGGCGGUUCUGCACCAAAACCGUAGCCCAUGAAUUCCCGAACAAAACAUCCCAAUAGAUACAAAUCGACAACAAAUCCAAAAGCCAUAAGAAACCCACAUCAUUAAAAUCAUCCUUAAUUCGGUUCUGCUAAUCAUACGAUAAUGGCGCUGGAGACGGUGAAGGAGGACGAAGAAGUUUACAGGUGGAGAGAAGUACAGCUGCUUCAAAUCGCAGAGCUGGAGAGAGAGGAGCUUGUGAGAAGGCGAGGCCGUGACAUUGUCAUAGCUGUGGAUCAUGGGCCCAACAGCAAGCACGCUUUUGAUUGGGCUCUCAUCCAUUUCUGCAGGCUCGCGGAUACCAUCCAUCUUGUUCAUGCCGUUUCGAAUGUGAAAAGCGAGAUUGUUUACAAUGCAAGCGAGGGGCUUAUGCAGAAGCUUGCUAUGGAGGCAUUUGAAGUUGCCAUGGUAAGGACUAGUGCCCGGAUUGUGGAAGGGGAUCCUGGUAAGGUAAUUUGCAAGGAAGCAGAACGAGUAAAGCCAGCAGCUGUGAUCCUAGGUACCAGAGGCAGAGGAUUCAUUCAAAGUGUACUACAAGGAAGUGUGAGUGAGUAUUGCAUGCGCAACUGUAAAUCAGCUCCGGUUGUAAUCGUUCCAGGAAAAGAAGCUGGAGAUGAGUCGAUGAUCUAGCUAGCGGAGCUCAUGGUAUGUAUAGAACAGUUUAGCCCUUGAUUACUGCUGUGCAAUUUCUUUUAGUACCUUGCUGGAUUAUCUGGACGUAGUAGUUGGAACUUGGUAUGGUUGUAAGACUAAGAAUCAAUUGGCCAAGUCCUACCGUAAAUGGUUAUUCGGAUGAAAUGGUCAAAAUUUAGAAAAAGAUAUGUGGGCUGAAAAGUAUAUUUCAUUCAUACAUG